Messenger RNA from Nanorana parkeri, 5652 nucleotides. RefSeq names its product lactase-phlorizin hydrolase-like. The record is from RefSeq and is a predicted model, not a curated record. Gene Ontology annotation, molecular function: lactase activity. Gene Ontology annotation, biological process: carbohydrate metabolic process. The coding region runs from base 1 to 5652 and encodes 1883 amino acids. The transcript has 17 exons. Lineage: Eukaryota; Metazoa; Chordata; Amphibia; Anura; Dicroglossidae.
AUGGCUCUGGCCUGGGGAAGCCUUCUCAUAGUUCUCUCCUCCUUGUAUCUUGGAAUCUCUUGGGCAGCUGUUAAAGACUUAAUUGCAAUUGCUGGACCUCUCAGAAGUAACGCCUGGGGACUUGACAAUGAAGCAAGGCCGUACGUUGUGUUUGAUUGCACUGAAAAUGAUGUACGUGAGCUGAGAGAGCAAAUUACAGUUCUGCAUAAGUAUGGAGUUACCCACUACAAGAUACGUUUAGAGAAGAGGUCCAUGGUGAAGGGUGACUAUCAAGUGCAGUGUUACCGGAGCCUUCUCCAGGUCCUGACCGAGGCUGGGAUCAGACCGAUAGCAGUAUUACACAGUGGAGAUGGGCUACCCAUCCUUCAUACUGCUGAGAAUAACACGUACGUAGACUAUGCUGACUUUGCCUUUCGCACGUUUGGGGAUCUGGUCCACACUUGGAUCACCUUCGAUAUCCCCAAACAUGAGACAACUGUCUCGUUACAGGAUCUGCUACAAGAACAUGUGAAGAUGUCCAGCUUAUACCGCAGCAAGUACUCCACAACUGGUGGUCAGCUGUCUAUUGCUGCAGAUCCGGCCAUUGUGGACUUAUUCCCAACACUUCAAGAACAUUUCAUGGAGUCGUUGGAUUUCCUAGCACUGAACCUGGAAUAUAACUGCAAUCAUUUUAACCUGCUUCCAACAUGGACGGCCUAUAAGAACCUGAAGAAUGUGAAAAUUCUAGUUUUUGGUUUAUCACUGGCCAACUGCGAUGGCUACCUGGAGAGCCGGAAAAAUCUCAUGGCAUUUAAUAUACGUACAGCUAUAACUGGGACAGGUGCCACCUUCUUAGGAUAUGAUGUCAACAAUUUCCUCACUGCGUCUUCUGGUAAAGUAGGAUCACAGAGGCAGCUGGGUGGAUCUUUAUCUUCACGGUCAGCGUAUACCACAGUUUGGGAGAAGUUUGCCAACCAGACACCAGCUGAGCGUGAUGCCUUCUUGUCUGAACCAUUCGGUGGUAGAAUCUUGUGGGGUUCUUCUUCCGCGGCCUUCAAAGUAGAAGGAGGCUGGGCCGAGGGAGGAAGAGGGCAGUCUAUAUGGGACGUGUUUGGACAACAAGGCCACGCUCAAGGCAACGCCACUGGAAAUGUGGCCUCUGACGGCUACAACAAGAUUGACUAUGAUGUAUACCUCCUAAAGAGUCUACAGGCUAAGGUCCACUACUUCUCCAUCUCCUGGUCCCGAAUCUUCCCAACAGGGCGCAUCUCCUCAGUCAGCGCAGCGGGGGUGAAAUACUACAAUAAGUUAAUUAAUAAAUUAAUAGAAGAAAACAUCACACCGAUUGUGGCACUCUACCACUGGGAUCUGCCUCAGGCCCUGCAGGAGACGGGUGGCUGGCAGAACGAGGCCAUUAUUGCCGCCUUUGAGGAAUAUGCUGAUUUCUGCUUUAGCAGCUUCGGGGACCGAGUAAAGAUGUGGAUCACCUUCCAUGAGCCCUGGGUGGUCAGUUAUGCCGGUCAUGGUACCGGGGAGCAUGCACCUGGGAUUAAAGAUCCAGGGAGCGCCCCAUUCAAGGUGACUCACAAUAUUUUGAAGGCUCACGCAAAGGCCUGGCAUGUCUAUGAUGAUAAAUACCGCCCCGAGCAAUAUGGGGCGGUGGGCAUGUCUCUGAAUUCAGACUGGGCAGAGCCGGCAAACCCCAAUGACCCAGAAAGUGUGAGGGCUGCAGAGCGAUAUCUCCAGUUCAUGCUGGGAUGGUUCGCUCAUCCUAUUCUAGUGAAUGGAGACUACCCAGAGGUUCUGAAAACACAGGUGCAUCAGAAGAACGUCCAGUGCCCCAGCAUAGUGGCUCCAUUGCCCACUUUCACUGAAGCAGAGAAGGCCUAUAUUCUGGGUACUGCAGACUUCUUUGGGAUCUCCCACUACACGUCCCGACUGGUCAAUGUCUCCAGCAGCUCUGUUUGUGAGCCCAGCUAUGAUAAUAUUGGUGGGUUUACUGCGCACGUGGAUCCAUCCUGGCCAACCACCUCCUUGCCGUGGAUCUCAGUGGUGCCAUGGGGCUUCAGGAGGCUUUUGAAUUAUAUCAAGCAAGAGUAUGGGAACGCUGGACUGUCAACAUUUAUAACUGGCAAUGGAAUGCCAACAUCCGAUACUGCAGACGCAUUCAAUGACACAGCCCGAGUGCAGUACCUAACCUCCUACAUCAACGAGGCUCUUAAAGCAUCCACUACUGAUGGUAUAUUUAUAAGAGUUUACAUAGUCCGGUCCCUCCUGGAUGGCUUUGAGGGCCCUGACGGAUACAGCCAGAGAUUCGGCUUACAUUAUGUCGAUUUCCAAAACUCAAACAGACAACGGACCCCCAAAGCAUCCGCCUAUUCAUACGCCACCAUUAUUGAGAACAACGGCUUUCCAAGAAUCAAAACUGCUAGUAAGCUUUUCAGUGCAGAGUGGCUGCAGUCUCAAAAUCUGGCUCCCCAGCCAGCAUCAGAGGUCCCUUCAAAGGCAAAAGUUGUGUGGGAGAGGUUUUCAGGCCAGACGGCCUUUGAGAGAGACAUGUAUCAUUAUGCAUCUGUUCCAGAAGAUUUCAAAUGGGGGGUUUCAACAUCAGCCUACCAGGUGGAAGGAGCAUGGAAUGAAGAUGGAAAGGGGCCUAGUAUAUGGGACACAUUUACACAUAUACCUGGAAAUGUAUUUAAUAAUGGCAAUGGGGACAUUGCAUCUGACAGUUACCACCAGCUAGAUGCGGACUUGUAUAUGCUUAGAGGCCUAGGAGUGAACAGUUACCGCUUUUCCAUCUCCUGGUCUAGAAUAUUUCCAACUGGGCAAGGCACACCCAAUGACAAAGGUGUUGAGUAUUAUAAUAGACUCAUUAACAGUCUGCUAGCAAGUAACAUUUCUCCAAUGGUGACCCUUUACCAAUUUGAUCUUCCUCAAGCUCUCCAGGAUUUGGGUGGCUGGGAGAAUGACGCUGUUAUUGAAGCCUUCAAUAACUAUGCUGACUUUUGCUUUCGCACAUUUGGAAAUAGGGUCAAGUUCUGGAUGACAUUCCACCAACCUUACACCAUUGCAACAGCUGGCUAUGGAACUGGUACACAUCCACCUGCAGUAAAAGACCCUGGUUAUGCUCCAUACAGGGUAGGUCACAACUUGUUGAAAGCCCAUGCCAGAGUCUACCAUACUUAUGAUGAGAACUAUCGGGGAAGCCAAAGCGGAGUGAUUUCAUUAAGCCUGAACACAAACUGGGUGGAACCCAAUGACCGAACAAACCCAAGGGACAUCGAAGCCGCUGACCGCUCCCUGCAGUUUAAGCUGGGGUGGUUUGCUCACCCCAUCUAUAUAAACGGUGAUUACCCUGAGGCCAUGAAGUGGCAAGUUUCCAACAAGAGUGUGCUACAGGGUCUCCCAUCCUCCAGACUUCCAGCUUUUACAGAGGAAGAGAAGGCCUAUAUUCUGGGCACCGCUGACGUUUUCUGUAUUAAUAUCUACACCACCAAAAUAGUUCAGCAGAAUGUUAACAGCCUGCACCCUCCAUCUUUCGAUGCGGACAUUGACACUGCAGAAAGAUUUGAUGAUAGUUGGCCUACCACAGCUUUUAAUGAGGCUUACAGGGCAGUAGCCUGGGGGAUGCGGAGGCUGCUUAAUUGGGUAAAAGAAGAGUAUGGGAAUAUCCCAAUCUAUGUUACAGAAAGUGGACUUUCUAUGGACAGCAACCCAGAUUUUGAUGACAUUGCCCGAAUAGAAUAUUACAAGACAUACAUUGAUGAAGCACUGAAAGCUUACAGCCUAGAUGGCAUCAAUCUGAAGGGUUACUGUGCGUGGUCCCUAUUGGACACUUUUGAGUGGGAACAAGGAUACCGACUACGGUUUGGUCUUCAUCAUGUGGAUUUCAAUAAUCCCAAUCGGCCAAGGACAGCCAAACGCACAGCUAUCUACUAUGCAGAGGUGAUACGCAACAAUGGAAUAGUACAGACUAGUGAUGAUAUAUUCCUUUAUGAUGAAUUCCGCCCUGACUUCGCUUGGGGUAUGGCCUCCUCUUCUUUUCAGAUUGAGGGAGCCUGGAGGGCGGACGGGAAAGGGCUCAGCAUCUGGGACCAGUUCUCACACACAGAGUCAAAGAUUGUAGAUGGGAGCAAUGGAGAUGUAGCAUGCAACAGUUACUACCGUAUUGAUGAAGAUGUAGAGAUGCUGAAAAGUCUGAGGGUCACCCACUACCGCUUCUCCAUCUCCUGGCCGAGGGUUCUCCCAGACGGUACAAAAAACUUUGUGAAUGAACCAGGGCUCAAUUACUAUGUUCGAUUUAUUGACGCCUUACUGGAUGCCGGUAUCACCCCCCAGGUGACAAUAUAUCACUGGGAUCUGCCGCAAGCUCUACAGAAUGUAGGUGGCUGGGAAAAUGAAACCAUAGUGGAGAGAUUUAGAGACUACUCAGAUGUGCUCUUCGAGAGACUGGGGGACAAAGUGAAGUUCUGGAUCACCCUGAAUGAGCCAUACAUCAUUGCCUAUCUGGGAUAUGGGGAAGGCUCAUUUGCACCAGGCAUAAGGUCCCCCGGAGUUGGGGUGUAUGUGGCAGGACACAACUUGAUAAAGGCUCAUGCUGAGGCCUGGCACCUGUACAAUGACAAAUACAGAACCACACAGGGAGGACAAAUCUCCAUCACCCUCAACUGUGACUGGGCUGAACCCAUCAAUCCGUACAGGCAGGAGGAUGUGGAAGCAGCACAGAGAUACUUGCUGUUUUUCGGUGGUUGGUUUGGAUACCCGAUAUUCAAAACAGGGGAUUACCCUGACGUCAUGAAGAACAAUGUGCGUGAAAGGAGCCUUGCCUUUGGACUGCCUCAAAGUCGUUUGCCAGAGUUCACAGAAAGUGAGAAGCAGAGGAUUAAAGGGACAUACGAUUUCUUUGGCCUGAACCACUACACUACUGUCCUGGUGGGACGAGCCGUCUAUGAACUACAUUACCAGGCUUAUGAAGGAGAUAGAGAAGUCUACCUAUGGAGUGACCGUACCUGGCUUGGGUCAGGCAGCUCCUGGCUGAAGGUGACUCCUUUUGGCCUGCGAAGAUUAUUAAACUGGAUAAAGGAGGAGUUCAACAAUCCCCCCAUCUAUAUAACUGAGAAUGGAAUAUCCGAACGUGAGAAUAACCUACAUGAUGUGUGGAGAGAGCACUACUACAGAUAUUAUAUCAAUGAGGCCAUGAAAGCUGCCAAACUGGAUGGGGUGGACUUGCGUGGUUACUCUGCCUGGAGUCUCAUGGAUAACUUUGAGUGGGCAUCUGGCUACACGGAACGCUUUGGUCUUUACUACACCAACUUCUCGGACCCGGGUCUGCCUCGCAUUCCCAAGGAUUCUGUCAAAUAUUACAGAUCCGUUGUUAGAUGUAAUGGUUUCCCCAAUCCUCGAAAUAUCUCUCAUCCUUGUUUCCAACCAGAUAAUUGGCCUGAAGAGACAACCACCACCACCACCACCAGAGGUACUCAAACAAGCAUCAGCUCUGGACCCUCAGAAGAAACAGAAUCCGUCAGUUUCCUGGGACUGGGCAUCUCUACAAAGGAUGCCUCCAUCGCUUUGUACGUGGAGUUUGCCCUGUUACUUGCCUCUGUCUUGGGAAUUAUCUUAUAUGUGGUGAUACACAUAAAAAAGGGCAAGAAGACAAAACUAACAGACUUAUAA